This is a messenger RNA of Physella acuta, 1541 nucleotides long. Its product is annotated as actin, cytoplasmic. The record is from RefSeq and is a predicted model, not a curated record. Lineage: Eukaryota; Metazoa; Mollusca; Gastropoda; Physidae.
AUUAGUCGGCGACAGUACCAGUCAGGUUCAUUCGUGCUACAAGUGUCAGUGUGGCUCUUUCACCUGUGAUUUUUAGUUAAAUUUCGUGGACUUAACCCAGCUCAACAGAACAUCAUGUCUGACGAAGACGUAGCCGCUCUUGUAGUUGACAAUGGCUCUGGUAUGUGCAAAGCCGGUUUCGCUGGAGACGAUGCUCCAAGAGCUGUAUUCCCUUCCAUCGUUGGGAGACCCCGUCAUCAGGGUGUGAUGGUUGGUAUGGGACAGAAAGACAGCUAUGUUGGAGACGAGGCCCAGUCCAAGAGAGGUAUCCUGACACUGAAAUACCCCAUUGAACAUGGUAUUGUCACCAACUGGGAUGACAUGGAGAAGAUCUGGCACCACACCUUCUACAAUGAGCUGAGAGUUGCCCCUGAGGAACACCCUGUUCUUCUCACUGAGGCUCCACUCAACCCCAAAGCCAACAGAGAAAAGAUGACACAGAUCAUGUUCGAAACCUUCAACACACCAGCUAUGUACGUAGCCAUUCAGGCUGUGCUCUCUCUGUAUGCCUCUGGUCGUACCACUGGUAUUGUCAUGGACUCUGGUGAUGGUGUUACCCACACUGUCCCAAUCUAUGAAGGUUACGCCUUGCCCCAUGCCAUUAUGAGAUUGGAUUUGGCCGGUCGUGAUCUCACUGAUUACUUGAUGAAGAUCCUCACAGAGAGAGGUUACAGCUUCACCACUACAGCAGAAAGAGAAAUUGUCCGUGACAUUAAAGAAAAGCUCUGCUACGUUGCUCUUGACUUUGAGCAAGAAAUGCAGACAGCUUCAACAUCAUCAUCCCUCGAAAAGAGCUACGAGCUUCCUGAUGGUCAGGUAAUUACCAUUGGUAAUGAGAGAUUCAGAUGCCCAGAGUCUGAAUUCCAGCCAUCCUUCCUCGGCAUGGAGUCUGCAGGUAUCCACGAAACCACCUACAACUCCAUCAUGAAGUGCGACGUCGAUAUCCGUAAAGACUUGUAUGCCAACACUGUAUUGUCUGGUGGUUCCACAAUGUUCCCAGGUAUUGCCGACCGUAUGCAGAAAGAGAUCACUGCCCUUGCUCCACCAACAAUGAAGAUCAAGAUCAUUGCUCCACCAGAGCGCAAAUACUCUGUAUGGAUUGGAGGCUCCAUCUUGGCCUCUCUAUCCACCUUCCAACAGAUGUGGAUCUCCAAACAAGAGUAUGAUGAAUCUGGUCCAUCUAUCGUUCAUAGAAAGUGUUUCUAAACAAGUUCAGUAGAUUAAUCAAUUUUUCCUUUAGAGUAUCACCUCCAGUAAAUUGUUCUUGUGAUAUUGUUAACCAUCUAUCACCAACCAUGCUCAAAAUGUUCCAUACAAGUCCACUGUCCUUAGUCAGGUGAAGUCAAAUACCAGCCACUACUGCAUGCUAUUACAAGAACUUUUUAAGGGAAAAUUCUUUUUCAAUUGAUCUUUGUUACUGUAUUGUUACUUAAUGUACAUAAUCUUUUUAAAAACAAAAGCAAAAUAUUUUGUAAUAUGGCAAUAAAACAUUUAAAACCUUA